CUCAUCUCCCCUGUAUAGCAACCCCUGCUGGUCACUAUAUCCGACCAUCAUGGCUUCUAGACUCGCUAUCAGGAGCCUGCGAGCAGCGGCCGUCAGGCCUGCUGUUGCAGCUCCCCGUGUUUUCUCCGUGCCUGCCAUUAGUGCCCGUUCAAUGGCUACUCAACAAUCGCCGGAUGAGAAAGCUGCAUCGAUAAUAAACUCUGUACCCUCUUCUUCGCUUUGGACCAAAACCGGUGGAAUCAUCCUUGGAACUGGUGUGACCGCUGCUGCCGUCUCUUCGGAGCUCUAUGUCAUCAACGAGGAGACCAUCAUCACCGUUGGAUUUUUCAUCAUCUUCGCUGCCAUCGCUCGAACUGCUGGGGGACCGUACAAAUCUUGGGCCGAGGGACACAUCAACCGAAUCCGAGACACCCUCAACGCCGCCAAGGAGGAGCACACUCAUGCCGUCACUGAGAGGAUAGACUCUGUCAAGACUCUCAAAGAUGUCGUACCCCUCACCGAACAACUGUACAAGGUCGCCCGAGAGACCAACGCCAUCGAGCACGAGAACUUUGUCCUCGCUCAGGAGCAGGCCAUCAAGACUGAGAUCAAGUCGGUGUUGGACAGUUGGGUCAGAUAUGAGCAACAACAGAGAGAGGCGGAGCAGCUUGAAUUGGUCAAGACUAUUCAGGCGAAUGUCGAGUCAGAAUUGGCCAAGCCCGCUUUCAAGAAGCAGUUGCUUGAGGAGGCAUUGUCCAGGGUUGAGCAAUUGUCUCAAUCCAAGGCGAUUUAAAAUGCUGGUAUAGGAGGGAUGCGGUUUGGAAGCACGCUUAAAAUUGCUCUGACGCCGCAUGCACAAUUGAAUAGAUCGCUGUCGCAGAUCCGGAUUGGGCCAAAAAUGCUCA
Molecule: messenger RNA, 884 nt
Organism: Kockovaella imperatae
Lineage: Eukaryota; Fungi; Basidiomycota; Tremellomycetes; Tremellales; Cuniculitremaceae
Exons: 7
Coding region: 50-772 (240 amino acids)
Biological process (GO): proton motive force-driven ATP synthesis
Molecular function (GO): proton transmembrane transporter activity
Source: RefSeq, a predicted model, not a curated record